This is a messenger RNA of Chilo suppressalis (striped riceborer), 1002 nucleotides long. Lineage: Eukaryota; Metazoa; Arthropoda; Insecta; Lepidoptera; Crambidae. The record is from the annotation of a GenBank genome assembly.
AUGCCACGAGUGUAUUGCGCAGUAUACGGUUGCUUUAACUCGUCUAUUACAAACCCGGAGCUUUCAUAUUUUCGACUUCCUGCUGAUGCUGAAAGACGUUCCAAAUGGCUUCACUUAAUAUCUAGAGAAGAUUUGACGAACAAGCCGCCGCAGUGCUACACCGUUUGUGAAGCACAUUUCGAUGAUAUGGAUAUUUUAGCAGGAACGCAUCGCAAGAAGCUUAAAAAUAAUUCUUUACCAUCUCUUUGUUUACCGAUCAUACAAAAAAAAGAUGUACAAACUGAAACCGAGGCGCCGAAGCUGGUUGAAAAAUGUAUACAGACUGAAGAUACGCCACGUCUAGUUUACAUAAAAAUGUUGAAAGACGUCACUUCACUCAUCUUCAAGCAUACGGUGUGCUCCCGUUCCCACCUGACUCCUGAGCUAGUGCUGCGGCUGAUCACACCUUCCUGCCCACUGUGGAAGGCCAGGGAGGAAGAACUGCCUUUCAAGGACCCGUUCUGGGCCUUCUACUGGCCCGGAGGACAAGCGACAGCGAGAUACAUUCUCGACAAUAAAAUUAUAAUGGCAAAUCGACGCGUCAUCGACAUUGGAUGUGGUUGCGGAGCAGGUGCCAUUGCUGCAGCAAAAAUGAAGGCUGAAUUUGUUAUGGCAAAUGAUGUUGAUGAAAUUGCGACAGCAGCGUCAUUGAUCAACGCAGAACUGAACGAAGUAUCCAUACAAACCAGCUCGGAGAAUUUCAUCGGGACCCAGUGUGAAGGAUUCGAUACGGUUCUCAUAGGAGACAUGUUCUAUGACGAGGAGUUCGCUAACCUGCUCUUCGACUGGCUCAGAAGUCUCAGCUCUGGAGGUAAAAUGGUAUUAAUCGGAGAUCCAGGGAGGCACGGCCUAACAGAAAAGCGUCGUAAACACUUAAUACUCCUAGCGAAGUAUGAUCUGCCACAAGUUAGCUGUAUAGAAAACCAUGGGUUUAUGGAAACUUCGCUAUGGAAAUUAAAAUGA